AUGUCUACCAUCACCGACGCAAUCCUCAAAGACCAUCGAGAAAUCAACGAAUACGCCAACAAGAUACGUCAGGCCACCGAUGAUGACACUCGAGCCCGCUGGCAAAACCAAUUUACGUGGGAGUUGGCCCGUCAUUCCAUUGGAGAGGAAUUAGUCGUUUAUCCCGCAUUUGCAAAACACCUUGGUAUGCAAGGUCAACAAAUGGCCGAUUCGGAUCGCGCCGAACAUCAAACAGUCAAAGAAGCGCUCUACAAAUUCCAGAACCUCGCCUCCUCAGACGCAACCCUGAUUCCCACCCUGGACGCCCUCAUGAAGAACCUCAAUACGCACAUCCAAGGCGAGGAAAACGAGGAUCUUCCCGCGCUCGAAGCUGCGCUCCAGACUCAUGAGUCUGAGGCCAUGGCUAAAUCUUUUGGUCGCACCAAAGCUUUUGUCCCGAGUCGGAGUCAUCCGGGUGCGCCGAAUAAACCGCCCUUUGAAACGGUGGUGGGUUUGAUGACGGCGCCUAUCGAUCAUUUGGGGGAUUUGUUUAGGAAGUUUCCGGAUAGUGUGGGUAGUCCUAAUCCUAUACUGAACACUUGCAAGAACCCCCAAAACAACAAUCACACCAGAACAUCUCAAUCCAUGGACGCAAUGGCUCAAAACAUCCAUCCCCUCCAAGCAAUCCAGUCUGCAAUAGGCAGUGCAGGCGGUGAUCCUCGUGCUCUUCAAAAAGCUUCCCUCUUCAACAAUGCCAAUGAUGGUCCUGCAGCCAUCAUAGCCAAAGUAUCAGGCGUGCAGAGUGGAGGUAUGCGUGAAGACAAUGGUCCCUACUUCACCAGCAAUGAAGGGAUUCCAUUUCCAGACCCUGCGCAUAGUAAGAAUGUAGGAGGUUUGCCGUUGGCUAGUGAUGUAUUCUUGUUCCAGAAGCAGCAGCAUUUUAACCGGAACAAGAAUCUUGAGAGAAUGGUGCACCCUUGCGGUAGUGGAGCGUUUGGCUAUUUUGAGACGACGGCAGAUGUAUCGGGUCUGACUAAGGCCAAUUUCCUAAGAGAUAAGGGCGUGAAAACCCCCGUCUUCAUGCGCUUCUCCACCGUCACACUUGGACGUGAGUUUCCGGACCUAGCACGCAACCCACGCGGUUUCGCCAUCAAAUUCUACACCGGAGAAGGCAACUACGAUAUUGUUGGACUAAACUUUCCCGUCUUUUUCUGUCGAGAUCCCAUUCAAGGUCCAGAUGUCAUUCGCUCACAAUAUCGCAACCCCAAAAACUUCCUGCUGGAUUACAAUUCUCUCUUUGAUCUCCUCGCUCUCACCCCCGAGGCUAAUCAUGCAGGUAUGAUGUUCUUUAGCGAUCAUGCCACGCCCAAAGGCUGGCGCUUUGUCGAUGGUUUUGGCUGUCAUACUUUCAAGUGGGUGAACGAAGCUGGAAAAUUCGUUUACAUCAAGUAUCAUUUCGUGGCCAAGCAUGGCAAGAAGCAAUUCACGGCAGAGGAAGCCAUCAGGGUUAGUGGUGUAGAUCCUGACUACUCCAAGCGGGAUCUGUGGGACGCCAUAGAAAAGAAAGAGCUAGUGGAAUGGUCGGCUCAUGUACAGAUCAUGCAACCGCAUGAGGCUGAUGCAAAUACGCUAGGCUUCGAUCCAUUCGACGUCACCAAAGUCUGGCCCAGAGAUAAAUUCCCCAUGCACGAAUUUGGCAAGCUGGUGCUCAACAAGAACCCCGAAAACUUCCAUCGUGAUGUCGAACAAGCCGCAUUCUCGCCUGGAAGCAUGGUACCCGGUAUUGGAGACAGUCCAGAUCCCCUCUUACAAUUCCGCAUGUUUUUCUAUCGCGAUGCGCAAUACCAUCGCAUCGGAGUGAACUUGCACCAAAUACCCGUGAACUGUCCAUUUAUGGCCAGCUCAUUCAGCUCGCUCAAUUUCGACGGCCAAAUGCGCGUCGAUGCAAACCAUGCCGGAAACCCCCCCUAUGUGCCCAACUCAUUCAAGCACAAAUUCCGACCCGAUGUGGCCGAGGCCCCUUACACCGUGGCCGAUAAUGUGGUAUCUCGCAAAAGUCAUUUUUACCACGAAGGGAAGCUCUCGGAUUACGAUCAAGCGAGAGAAUUAUACACGCGGGUCAUGUCGGAUACACAAAGGGAUCACUUGCAUCAUAAUACAGCAAGUUUGUUACGCUUUGUCGACGCGAAGGUGAUUAAGGUGGGAUAUCUUGCCCAGCUUUGGAAUAUCGAUCCUCAAUACGCCAAAGCAAUCUAUGAUUUGCUUCCAGAGGAAUCAAAGACGGGUCCAGAGGGCUUCGAGUUUGUAGAGGUGCAGAAUAAGGCGAAGGGAGCCGAAUUGGCAGGAAAGGAAGCGAAGUUUAGGCCUAGUAAUGCGUCUGAGAGAUUGGUUGGGUUUUAUCCAGGAGAUAUUUAUAACGUUUGA
Sclerotinia borealis F-4128 is the source of this 2403-nucleotide messenger RNA. The record is from the annotation of a GenBank genome assembly. Lineage: Eukaryota; Fungi; Ascomycota; Leotiomycetes; Helotiales; Sclerotiniaceae.